Messenger RNA from Boeremia exigua, 1615 nucleotides. Its product is annotated as ATP11 protein-domain-containing protein. NCBI's taxonomy places the organism in Eukaryota, Fungi, Ascomycota, Dothideomycetes, Pleosporales, Didymellaceae. Gene Ontology annotation, biological process: mitochondrial proton-transporting ATP synthase complex assembly. Gene Ontology annotation, cellular component: mitochondrion. The record is from RefSeq and is a predicted model, not a curated record. Bases 262 to 1260 code for a protein of 332 amino acids. The transcript has a single exon.
GCGGACACCGUUGUUUUCUCCAUGUGGUCAACUUGCAAUCCCUUCGGUCAUAAAACAGCAGCCAGCGUCGCGUUCCCGGUUCUGUUGAAUGCAAUGUCAUCUCCGAAGUUGACUCGGUUCAAUGCCGUCCCCUUGAAGUGGAAGUGAUCAGCCUUGCGGUCCCUGCAUCUGCGCAGCCAAUGGGAGCUCGCGGGCAUCGGCGGUAGCUUUUCGAGAAGCGGUUUCGAGCUCCGUCAUCAUCAACCUACACCAUCCACAACUAUGGCGCUUCGUGUUCCGGCCUUGCGGUGCGCAUUUCGCCAGCCAUUGUCAAAUCCGAGAUUCUGUCAGCGCCGCUGGGCUCAGGUGCAAGAUGUUCGUUUUCUCGCGACUCAUGGCACAGAAGAGAGGAUCCUGUCCAAGUACAAGGACAAGCUCGCCUCCAGGGCGAAGCAGGAGGGCGUGAAGGAUAUCAACGAGUUGAAAGAAAAACACAAGGAGAAGAUAGAGGAGCUGAGGAGGGCAGCUGUUGUCCCGGGCGCAACAGGUCCCUUGACACCACCGCCCUCGCCGUCGUCUGCAGCCAGCUCGUCGCCUUCUGCAUCACCUGCGGCGUCAUCGCCGUGGCCAUCGCCACCUCCUCCACCGAAACCACGAGAUCCUAGUGCGCCACCGCCAGGCGUCAAGACGCUCGACUCCUUCCUCGAUGUGUCCAAAAUCAGCUCCCUCCCUAACAAGGAGAUCGAAACUCUCUGGAGACUGCGCCACGCUUCGAAUCCGCAGAGCAUACACUUCUCUGUUCCUGCCAACACUUGGGCUUCUUUGCUCGUGACCGCGAAGCAACAUCCCGCAUUCGUGCUGCCGGUGCCACGAGAGAUCCCCGUUGAGCAACAAGAGGGCGAGCAAGCCACAGGUCAAACCCAACAAGCUGCAGAGCUACACUAUCUCCAGUUCGCUCAUCCGCACAAAGAUACAACGACCCUACUGUUCACAUCUCUCGCCGAAUUCAAGCUACGGGGCGAAUUCGCCAGCCCGCACACGACGAUAACAUUCCACCAAGAGCUCGCGACCAGCCACAAUAUGGUCCUUGGCCAGGGACUGGUGAUUGAGAAUAGGGGUGUUAGCGUAGACGAGGCGAGAUGGUUGGUCAUGUGCAUGCAAAAGUUCUACGUGCAGAGCGAGGAAGAAAAGGUCAGAGGGGUACUGCUGAAGCAAUUUACAAGUGGAGAUGCAAGUUUCAACGUUACGGCGCUGAUCGACGAGGCCGAGAAGGCAUUGUAGACAACAACGGCACAUCUAGUGCGAUUUGUGCGAUAUGUACGAUAGGCGUUAUGCAUACAGAGAGCAGAACAUGCUUGCCUACGACUGAGUUGCACCAUGCAUGGUUUGCAGUCACGACCAGAGAUAGGGACUGAAUCUCCUACUAGGGGCCAGCCCCAGGGAUUCACAAGUAGCAUUACUCCUCCAAGAUACAAACGAUGUAAGCCUUGUGUCAAGGGUAGUUUCAAACGUGAGAAACACACUUGCUCCUUGCCACGAACCGUGAAGGCCAACACCCACGUCGCAAUGUCACAUGCGCGCACAACAUACCACGUUAGUCUCCCCAAGGUUGUCAAAAUCAAGUCGUAGACUCGAA